AUGUCAGAAGUUGGAUCUACAUCAAAUGCGUCUAUUCAUUGUAAUGCAAAUGAUGAUGGGAAAAAUAGAAGUCGUUAUUUUUUACAUCAUAAUGGCCCAGAUCAUUCUCAAGGACGAUCAUUGAGUUCCUUCAAGCAGCAUAUGUCUAGUAGUGCGUUAAGUCAUUUAAUAUCAAAUGCUAGUCAAAAACAUCUAACUCGACAACAUAAAACAACUCAUCGAUUUAAAUACUCCAGUGUUGGUAGUCUUUCACAUAAUCAAGUACAUUUACAUAAGGAAAGCAAUAAUCAUUAUCAAACUGAUGAUAGAGUUUUUGAAGUUCUUUUAAAAGGACAUGUUUUUGUACGUGCUACUUGUUCAUGA
Schistosoma margrebowiei is the source of this 363-nucleotide messenger RNA. The record is from the annotation of a GenBank genome assembly. NCBI's taxonomy places the organism in Eukaryota, Metazoa, Platyhelminthes, Trematoda, Strigeidida, Schistosomatidae.